Momordica charantia (bitter melon) is the source of this 1074-nucleotide messenger RNA. Its product is annotated as aquaporin PIP2-1-like. Gene Ontology annotation, molecular function: channel activity. Gene Ontology annotation, cellular component: membrane. NCBI's taxonomy places the organism in Eukaryota, Viridiplantae, Streptophyta, Magnoliopsida, Cucurbitales, Cucurbitaceae. The record is from RefSeq and is a predicted model, not a curated record. Gene Ontology annotation, biological process: transmembrane transport.
UCCAAAGCAUAUUUCAAUUUCUUUAGCUAUUUAAUUAUCCCCAAUCUCUCUUAGCUUCUUAAUUCACUGAUCACUCUGUAUCUGUUUAAUUCCUUCAGCCAAAGCCAGAGCUAUGUCUAAGGAUGUUGAAGCCGGAGCCGGAGGGUUUGCCGCCGGUGACUACCUGGACCAGCCGCCGGCUCCAUUGUUCGACGCCGGGGAGCUUGGCCGGUGGUCGUUUUACAGGGCCGUUAUCGCUGAGUUCGUUGCCACGCUCUUGUUUUUGUACGUCGGAGUGCUCACUGUGAUUGGCGAUAAGACUCAGGCUUCCGCCGCCGCGUGCGGCGGCUUUGGAGUUUUGGGUAUCGCUUGGGCUUUCGGCGGCACCAUCUUCGUUCUCGUUUACUGUACCGCCGGCAUUUCUGGAGGACAUAUUAACCCAGCAGUCACAUUUGGGCUUUUCUUGGGGCGGAAGGUGUCGCUGGUGAGAGCCGUACUGUACAUAGCGGCUCAGUGUUUGGGAGCCAUAUGUGGGUGUGGGCUCGUUAAGUCACUAAAAAAGCCCAACUUCAAUUCCUUCGACGGCGGAGCCACCGAGCUCGCCCAAGGCUACGGCGCCGGCGCCGGCCUCGCCGCCGAGAUCACCGGAACCUUCGUUCUUGUCUACACCGUCUUCUCCGCCACCGAUCCCAAGAGAAAAGCCAGAGAUUCCCACGUUCCUGUUCUGGCGCCGCUCCCAAUUGGGUUCGCCGUGUUCGUCGUGAACCUGGCCACGAUUCCGGUCACCGGCGCCGGUAUCAACCCGGCUCGGAGCUUCGGCUCUGCUGUGAUGUUCAACAGAGACAAAGCUUGGGAUGAUCACUGGAUAUUCUGGGUUGGACCUUUCAUUGGAGCUGCAAUGGCUGCAAUUUACCAUGAAUUUGUUCUCAGAGGAGGAGCUGUUAAAAGCUUGAGAUCCUUCAGGAGUUCCUACGCAAAUUGAUGGAUCUUCUUCUUCUUCAGAAAAACUAAAAAGGCAAAUCUUUCAAAAUUAGGAAAAAUGUGUUUUUCAACAUUUUUAUGUUAUUUUCAAUGCAGAAUAAAAAGCUUACUUGA